AUGAAUUUAGCAAAUAUCUAUACUGUAUUACUAUUUUAUAUAUAUGUUUCUACACUAUAUUGUGAAAAACAGUUAUUAUUGACACCAUAUAUCAAAUCGGGUGACAUAGCAAAGGCCCGAUCACUGAGUCGGGUGACAGCACUGCCCAAUGCACCCAAUGUUGAGUCAUAUACUGGGUUUAUAACCGUCGACGAGAAAUACAAUAGUAAUACGUUUUUCUGGUUUAUACCCGCUUUUAAAAAUCCCAAAACUGCACCGGUAUUAGUAUAUACUGAGGGUGGACCGGGWACCUCAUCAAUAAUGACAAUGUUUAAGUUUGGAUCAUUCAAUAUAGACAAUAAAUUAAAUGUAACAAUAAAUCCAUUUGCAUUUAAUCAAGAGUUUUCAAUUAUAUAUGUGGAUAAUCCMGUGGGAACWGGAUUUAGUUAUACCGAUAAUCCCAAUGGCUAUUCAACAGAUCAGUUGACUAUCACUAAAAAUUUAUACGAAUUUCUACAACAGUUUUACAUUGUUUUUGAUGACUACCGAAGCAAUGAUUUAUAUUUAGGCGGAUUGUCUUAUGCGGGAAAAUAUGUGCCAUCAUUUGGUCACUACUUAAUAAAAAUGUCACAAAUUUCUAAAUUGAAUUUCAAAGGUAUACUCAUUGGCAAUGGUUUGACUGAUCCAAUCACUCAACUGACAUACGAUAAGACACUAUUGAGUUUGGGAUUAAUAGAUGAAAAUGAAGCCAAAGAAGUGCAAAACAUUCAAAAUCGGAUUAAAGGUUUUGCAAAAUCCARAGAUUAUCGCAAAGCAUCGGAAUUGAUGGAAAUGUUAGUGUUGUCACGAAUCUGCUAUCUAAGCAACACAACUGGUUUUAGACUGUUUUACAAUAUGCAUGAGUCGGGCGGUGACCUAAUACAGUCACUGAGUUAUGUCGACCAUUAUUUAGGACAACCGUCGGUUCGCAGUGCUAUACAUGUCGGUAAUGUUGUCUAUAAUAUGUCGAGUCAUGAAGUCUUUCAAUACAUGUAUGAAGACAUGAGCCGAUCGGCUGAACCAAAUCUGACGGCAAUUAUUGAUAACGGAUUAAAAGUAUUGUUAUUUACCGGAAAUUUUGAUAUUCUGGUUGGCGUCGAGUCUACCAAUGGAUUACUGAUGAAUAAAAAUUGGAAAUAUUAUAACGAUUACAAUAGAGCCAAACGAGACAUUUGGAGAGUCAAUASAAACGACACACAAAUAGCCGGUUAUGCAAAAAGUUUCGGUAAUUUUACUCACAUUAUCGUACGUAAUGCCGGUCACGUUUCACCAUUAGAUCAGCCCAGGGCUACACAGGAUAUGGUCAUCAGAUUUCUCAAAUCUAUACCCUUUGGACACUAAUAUAAAAUU
Messenger RNA from Oppia nitens, 1368 nucleotides. Its product is annotated as probable serine carboxypeptidase CPVL. The record is from RefSeq and is a predicted model, not a curated record. The coding region runs from base 1 to 1359 and encodes 452 amino acids. NCBI's taxonomy places the organism in Eukaryota, Metazoa, Arthropoda, Arachnida, Sarcoptiformes, Oppiidae. Gene Ontology annotation, molecular function: serine-type carboxypeptidase activity. The transcript is spliced from 4 exons. Gene Ontology annotation, biological process: proteolysis.